AUGACCAAUUAUAUACAAAUAUCAUUAUAUGAUAAGUCAAAAGGGAGUAGAAAUGUUAAUGAAGAUUCUGAUAUUUAUAAGAUUCUCAGAUAUCCAUGUAGUAGCAACACACAGUCGUGCACUCCAUAUGUUGUCACAUUGUCCCGAGGACUUUAUAGAAUUGAGCUCUUUGGUGCCUCCGGAGGGUACCCAAACAACGACCCAAACUUAGCAGGCCGCGGAUCUUAUACAAGCGGCCACUUGAUUGUCCGUCAUGAAAUGAAACUAUAUGUCUACCUCAGCCAGCAAGGCACAUUAAAUGGUCAACGAACAUUUAACGGUGGCGGGAGAGGCAAUUCUCGUGCUGGCUCCGGCGGUGGAUCUUCUGACAUUCGACUCGUUGCUGGCGAAUGGGAUGACUUCGAAAGUCUUAAGAGUCGCAUAAUGGUUGCUGCUGGUGGCGUUGGAGGCCACCUAACAUUUGCUUAUUUCACCGGAACGCAUGGUGGAAAUUUAACCGGAUUUAAUGGAAUAUCUAUGAUCGAGAAUUGCGACUAUUUAGGUCAUAUUACGGAAGCAAUAGGAGCAACUCAAGAACGAGGAGGAAUAAGUGGGAAAGGUGAUGUUGAAACUGCCGAAGAUGGAAAGUUUGGAUGGGCAGGCAAUCCAUUUUCUUCCGACAAAGUUUAUACCUCUGGCGGAAGCGGGGGUUAUUUUGGAGGUGCAGGAAGUGCUGUAGCCUACUGCAUUGUUGGAAUAGGAUCCUCUGGAUCAUCUUUCAUCUCUGGGCACAAUGGGUGCAAUGCUAUCCUUAAUACCUCAACCUCGCAAGAAAGAAUUUAUCUUUCGAAUCAAAGUAUUCAUUACUCAGGAAUCAAAUUUUUUUCUACAGUGAUGAAAAGCGGCUAUGAAUCAUUUCCUUCUCCAGCAAGUGACCUUGCCCCACGAAAAGACCUUGGAAAUGGAUAUGCCGUGAUUUCGUUCAUAUCAUAUGAAUUAUGCUCCGGCAAAUCAUUCAUGAAUUAUUUUAAAUUCUUUUUCUUUUUUGAAAUAUUCAUUUCUCAGUAA
This is a messenger RNA of Trichomonas vaginalis G3, 1047 nucleotides long. RefSeq names its product glycine-rich protein family. The record is from RefSeq and is a predicted model, not a curated record. NCBI's taxonomy places the organism in Eukaryota, Parabasalia, Trichomonadida, Trichomonadidae. Bases 1 to 1047 code for a protein of 348 amino acids. The transcript has a single exon.